AUGGCCAUCUCCGACGAGUUGAAGAACAAAUUCUACGAGGAUCUGCGCGUCCUCCUGGCGACUGUACCGAAAGUGAAAAAGGUGGUGUUCCCCGGUGAAUUCAACGCCUGCGUCGGGACAAACAAACUGGCUGGGGGAGGGAAGGGACAGAGAGAGCUGGAUCCGCAUAGAAUCGUUGGCUAUAAUGACACAAGUCUCCUCCUUCUGCGAACCUGCGCAGAACACCGUCUCGCCUCCUCAUGA
Molecule: messenger RNA, 243 nt
Organism: Spirometra erinaceieuropaei
Lineage: Eukaryota; Metazoa; Platyhelminthes; Cestoda; Diphyllobothriidea; Diphyllobothriidae
Source: the annotation of a GenBank genome assembly